Molecule: messenger RNA, 1443 nt
Organism: Scedosporium apiospermum
Lineage: Eukaryota; Fungi; Ascomycota; Sordariomycetes; Microascales; Microascaceae
Product: Major facilitator superfamily transporter
Exons: 3
Coding region: 1-1443 (480 amino acids)
Biological process (GO): transmembrane transport
Cellular component (GO): fungal-type vacuole membrane
Molecular function (GO): transmembrane transporter activity
Source: RefSeq, a predicted model, not a curated record
AUGGAGACGCAAACACCCAAAGCCAGCUCCAGGAGGGAUCCCUCUCCCCAAUCAACGGCGGCGGGCAACUUAGACUCCGAUCCCGAGAAGGUGCUUCCCGUUGACCCAAGGAAAUCUGAUUUAUCUCUCGGCGGCGACGAAAAGGGACGUGAUCUCAAAAAGGGCGCCGAGGACGAUGCCGCCAGUGUUCGAAGCGGUAACGAUGUGGCCGCGCCGGCUCCGGCUGGGUCUCCGCCGAUGGAUUUCCCGGACGGUGGGACGCAGGCGUGGUUGGUUGUUUUGGGAGGAUGGUGUUCGCUGUUUUGCACCUUUGGUUUGGUGAAUUGUAUCGGCGUGUUUCAGGAGUAUUAUACGCGGGACUUGCUGUCGGGGACGAAUCCGUCGACGAUUAGUUGGAUUUUGUCGAUUCAGGUGUGGAUGAUGACGUUUCCUGCUGCGAUUUUUGGCCGCAUCUUCGACGCUCACGGCCCCCGAUGGCUGCUCCUCGGCGGCACAGUCACCUACAUCUUCGGCCUCAUGAUGACCUCCCUCUCCACAAAAUACUACCAACUCAUCCUCGCCCAAGGCAUCGUCUCCUCCCUCGGCUCCAGCGCCAUCUUCAACGGAACCCUCUCCUCCGUCGCCGGCUGGUUUCUCAAGCGCCGCGCCACCGCCUUCGGCAUCGUCGUCUCGGGAUCCUCCGUCGGCGGCGUCAUCGGCCCCAUCAUGCUGCGCCACCUCAUCGACCGCAUCGGCUUCCCCUGGGCCGUCCGCGCCAUCGCCUUCAUGUACCUCGGCCUGCUGACCAUCGCGUGCGCUACCAUCCGCUCGAGGAUGCCGCAUAAGAAGACGCCGUUUGUGCUGAGGGAGUACUUGGAGGGGUUGAGGGAGCCGGUUUUUGCUACGACGUGUUUGGCGUUUUUCUUGUUUGCUUGGGGGAUGUUUUUGCCUUUUACGUAUAUUAUUUUGCAGGCGCAGAAGCAGGGGAUGGAUCCGAGUCUUACCAUGUACCUCCUCCCUAUUAUGAACGCUCUCAGCAUCAUCGGCCGUAUCCUCCCAGGCUUCGCUGCCGACAAAAUCGGCCGCUACAACGCCAUGAUCGUCGUCGGCUUCCUCACGGCCCUCUUCACCCUCGUUCUGUGGAUCCCUGGAAAAUCCAACGCCGCCAUCGUCGUCUACAUGGUCAUCUUCGGCUUCACGUCGGGCGGCUUCAUCAGUCUCAGCCCGCCGCUCAUCGCCCAGAUCUGCGACAUCCGCCAGAUCGGAACCCGAACCGGAGCCGCCUUCGCCAUCCAGUCCUUCGGCGGCCUCACGGGCUCGCCCAUCGCGGGAGCUAUCGUUUCGGCGCAGGGGGGCGAUUAUCUUGGCUUGCAGCUGUUUUGCGGUAUUACUAUGAUGGCGGCCGUGGUUGUGUUCAUGGUCGCUAGGUAUAUGCAGGCUGGGUUCAAGCUGAAGGUUAUAUGA